This is a messenger RNA of Penicillium cataractarum, 1146 nucleotides long. RefSeq lists its product as uncharacterized. The record is from RefSeq and is a predicted model, not a curated record. Bases 1 to 1146 code for a protein of 381 amino acids. NCBI's taxonomy places the organism in Eukaryota, Fungi, Ascomycota, Eurotiomycetes, Eurotiales, Aspergillaceae. The transcript has a single exon.
AUGGCGAUUUUCGACUCGGAAAAACGCCCUCGAGGCCUGCGCGUUCCAUCGCUGACGGCUAUGAAAAAUGGCACCUCCGCCACAAAAUCCCAAUUCUCCUUCCACAGCAAGAAAUCCACCGAUUCGCAACUGGACUCUUCGUCGACGCCCAGUUUGACCACGAUAGUCCCUGCGUCGACUCCUGCACCACCACCAAAGACCAAGGCUAUUCCGCCGCCGAAUAAGGAUCUCCCCCCGACUCCUAAGGAGGAAUCACCGCAACCGGUCUCUGCUCAGGUGCCGCCGAGGUCUUCGUCAAUGGUGCCUCCUCGUCGAGAAGUACUGCGCAAACCACCACCGGAUGGGGUAUCGCCAGUCGUUACUUCGCCAGUCGCUGCUUCGCCGGCUGCUGCUUCUCCUGUUGUUACUGCGUCCAAGACGGGGUUGCGACAAGCUUCGCAGAAAUCGCAGCAGUCUCCCAUUGCUGCAACACCGGCAGCUGUUUCGCCGCAAGCCCCACUACAGUCGCAAUUGCAAUCGCAAUCGCAACCUCGACCGGCGCAAUCGCAGCCUACAUAUACACAGCCGCAAGCGCAAGCGCAGGCCCGGCCGCAAUAUCAUCAACAACAACCACCCAUCACUCAAUCCCUCCCGGUCUACCACUCCGUGCAAACCGGCGCACCACCUCCAGCCACAAACCAAGCAUCCCGAGGCCCAGCACCCAUUCCACAGACACAACCCCCCUACCAAACCCAAACCCAAUCCCAAGCACAAGCACCACCACCAAACCCAACCGACACCCUCACCCCUCUAGAAGACUUCAUCCCCACACCGGAAGGUGCCAGCACCCCUCUCGACCAAACCUCCAGCGACGAACAAGCCUCCUAUUCCGACGACAUCGAACCCAUCGCGGCACCGCUAAGCAAAAUCCACUAUGCCUGUUUCCAGGAACAUCGGAAUAUGCCCGUUGCGCAGAAUACCUGGUGUCCCGUGCCGUGUAUGACGUGUCAGAAGAUGGAUCGGGAGAUUCGGCAUCGGUGUGUGUUUUGUUGUUUGCGCGUUUGCGAGGGGUGUUAUCUUGCGUUGCAGAGGUGUGGGAGGAGGUCUUUGGCGGAGUUGAUGGGGCAGUUGAACGAGAGUGGGAGUGGGAAUGGGAAUGGGAAUUGA